Coccinella septempunctata (seven-spotted ladybird) is the source of this 1266-nucleotide messenger RNA. RefSeq names its product neuroglian-like. The record is from RefSeq and is a predicted model, not a curated record. The transcript has 4 exons. Gene Ontology annotation, molecular function: protein binding. Lineage: Eukaryota; Metazoa; Arthropoda; Insecta; Coleoptera; Coccinellidae. Bases 61 to 1077 code for a protein of 338 amino acids.
AUUGCGUCGGUUCAGUCGCUGCAGUAUAGAACAUUCCAAGUGCUAGAGAACUAUUCUACAAUGUUCCCAUUUGUUCUUAUACCUGUUGCCGGCAUGUUAUUGAUGUACAUUUUCAGUAUUUUUGAAACUCAUGAACUGGGCCCACCAACUGGAUUGAAGAUUUUAGGAUGCAAAGCUACCUGUGUACAUCUUGGUUGGACUCCUAGAGUAUUCGAUGAUCUAUUGGGAAAAAAAGUUAUUAUAAAGAUUUGGAAUGAUAUUGUAAGGAGAGAAUACAGCGUCGAUGCCGAUCAAAUAUCGGCAUGGGUUCCCUUCAUACCCAACUCAAAAAAUUCAGUUUCGAUUGCAUUUGCUUCUAACACUCACGAAGGAGAAUACAGCAAUGUAAUUCAGUUCAGAGCUCCAGAUAGAACAGAUAUAGCGAAUUCUUCGCCACAAAAUUUCAAGGUAAGACAGUUGGGAAACUCAAGUGUUCUCUUGUCUUGGAAGAAGCCAGAGAUUCUCAUCGGAUGGCUAAAGAGAUAUAUUAUAGAGUACAAUCAAACUACGACUGGUCCAAAACAUAUAGUUAAAUCAUUCACGUCUGAAGAUGAAGAAGUGAGUUACAAAAUAACGGAUUUGAAACAUGGAUAUUACGAAUUUCAUUUGCGAACUGAGAACUCUUUCGGCAUCUCGAAUAGGUCUUCAGCUUCAAUAACCUUAGUCCAUCACAUUUCUUCACCGCCAAAACCACCCUGUUUCAGUUGGGCAGUGAUCGAAACUGGUGAAACUGAAUUGGAUUUCGAAGAGGCUUGUUGUUCUUCUGAAAUAGUGGUUAUCAACGAAUGCAGGAGAUUCAAAAAGAAAGUCCUCAAGAUUCAGUGGCACCCAAACUCGAGUGGUAAUCCAGGAGAUCGAUUCCUUGUUAGAUACAGACAGAAAGGCCAGGGAAAAUUUAUGUCGACUGAUGUCCAAGAACAACAAAUGUAUACUGUAAUAGAUGUUCUGAAAAAGCAACAAGUUUAUGAGGUUUUUGUCACCUCAGUGGAUGGAAGAUUUUCCACCGACAGUGGUAUUCAGGAGGUGCACAUAAUAUAAGAAAAUGGAAACAAUAUUCUACUCAUUAAUUGAUUGAUUUGGUCAUAUAUAUUUGUUUGUAUUUUGGCAUGAAAAUGAUUAACAACAAGUUAAGAAAAACUCUUGAGUUUUGUUUAAGAUCAUAUGUAGGUAUACCUAGAAAUGAUUAUCUUCAGCUUGCUCGAAAUAUAUAUGAAAGGAUGAUUCACC